This is a messenger RNA of Cyphellophora europaea CBS 101466, 1461 nucleotides long. RefSeq lists its product as uncharacterized. Gene Ontology annotation, molecular function: protein binding; sequence-specific DNA binding; zinc ion binding. Gene Ontology annotation, biological process: regulation of DNA-templated transcription. The coding region runs from base 1 to 1461 and encodes 486 amino acids. The transcript has a single exon. The record is from RefSeq and is a predicted model, not a curated record. NCBI's taxonomy places the organism in Eukaryota, Fungi, Ascomycota, Eurotiomycetes, Chaetothyriales, Cyphellophoraceae.
AUGCUCAGCAAUAUCGACAUGAAUAAUUUUCACGCCUUUUCCGAAGAUGUACAGAUGAACAUGGGCUCUUAUUCUGCUUCCGCAUUCGACCCCAUGGACGCUACCAUGUCUGUCGCUGAGAAUGGCGUCCGCCCCAACACUUCGGAAUUGGACCCGAACGCGGUGGGAGGAGGCCCCUUGCCCGCUGGCUUCGGUGUUCAGGUGCCUCACUCUGGAAGUAGCACGCUGACAGAGUUCACGAAACGGCGAAAUUGGUCCCAGCGAGUCCUCGAGGAACUCAAGGAUAUGUUGUAUAUUUUGACCUCAGAUGGGCGUCUUUUAUACGUGUCGCCCUCAACGAAAGCCCUUACUGGUUAUGAAGCUGCCGACCUCGACGGGAAAUUCAUAUCGGAUUACAUUCACCCCGACGAUGCGGCCUUGUUCAUCCGGGAGUUCAACGAAAGCAUCGCGACCGGUAACCCACUGCGCUUUUACUACAGGUUUCGUACCGCCGAAAAUAAGUAUACUAUCUUCGAGUGCCAUGGUCACCCACACCUCACCAGUGAUGUGUCCCAUCUCGAGAUGACUGGCGGCCCUGUCAAUGCUCCAGGUUUCUGCCGCGGUUUCUUUAUGAUGGCCCGCCCCUAUCCAACUGGCAACUCUCAACUUCUUGACUCUUUCAUUGAGCAUAAAAUCGAAAACGUCCGCCUCCAAGCACGCAUUGCCGCCCUCAAAAGCGAAGAAGACGAAGAAGCCGACAACCAAGUAAAGCACUAUCACAAGAAAGCCAACACAACUGACUCUACUGAGAUCACUGCCAAUUCCCCUUCCCAGACCUCGGCCGGCGUUCCCGCCGAUGCGCAAUCCAUGCCACCCCCUGCGAAACCUACCGUCUCGAAUAUCGCACUCACGCGCGAGGCUCUCGAUGAAGCAAACUCCUUCGCCCGACCCGAUAGCAUCACCGACAAGAUGGCCCGCUACGAAGGCUCCUCACAUGUCGAUUCCAUCGAAAUGUUCACCGGCUUGCGCUACCGUGAAGGAGAGCGCGCACACGGUAUUUCCACUGGUGGAACCUCGCCGGCGCUAAUCCGGGGCGAUGCUGGCAUCGACAUCCCAGCCGACAAGACAGAUCCACGCUACGGUGGUAGUAUUUAUCCCGACAAGAAGCCCAAAAAAGUGAAGUCAGCAGAUGAGUAUGUGUGUACGGAUUGCGGCACGCUGGAUAGCCCGGAAUGGCGACGAGGGCCUAGCGGGCCUAAAACGCUCUGCAACGCUUGUGGGCUUAGAUGGGCGAAGAAGGAGAAGAAGCGCGGCGGCCCAAGUGGCGGUGAGACGCAGGGCAGUGGCAGCGGUGGGGGCGGAACUGCUCAUUCUGGUGGUGGGAACAGUGCCGAUACCACUACCGCUGGGACGACUGUGAACGCAGGAGCGGAGGCUAGUGGAUCAGGCCCGCACCAGCAAGGGAAUACGGAUAGUGUGUGA